This is a messenger RNA of Theobroma umbraticum, 952 nucleotides long. Its product is annotated as telomere repeat-binding factor 4-like. The record is from RefSeq and is a predicted model, not a curated record. Gene Ontology annotation, biological process: nucleosome assembly. NCBI's taxonomy places the organism in Eukaryota, Viridiplantae, Streptophyta, Magnoliopsida, Malvales, Malvaceae. Gene Ontology annotation, cellular component: nucleosome. Gene Ontology annotation, molecular function: double-stranded telomeric DNA binding.
UAUACAUUAAUUCUCCCCCAAACUCUUAAUUGAUGUAUAGGUAGUUAAUUUGAGAAGUUUGCCGUGAUUAUGGUAGUGAAUUUCGUGGAGUUUUAGUUAAUUUAUCAUAUUUAGUUACUAUAUAGUUGCAUGAAGUUAUCAAGGAGAAACGAAUUUUUUUUUCCUCUUGAUAUGAAAUGAAGGGGUCAAGCCUGCUGCUUCUUAAAGAUGUUUUGAUGGUAUACUAAAUUUCGAAUUUUAGUUUUCUGCUCUAUGGCUGAUAAUUGUUUCUUCUCAAUUUCUUUGUGAUAAGCAUUUGUGUACUGUGCUGUUUGACAUUAUUACAUAAUUGUAGCCGGUACAACGAAAUGAUUAUCGAAGCUUUGUCAGCGUUGAAAGAGCCAAACGGAUCAGAUAACAGAGCAAUUAUCAGCUACAUUGAGCAAAGGCAAGAGGUGCCUCAAAGCUUUAGGAAGCAGUUAUGUUCAAGGUUGAAAAGGCUGGUUGCAGUAGAAAAACUAGAAAAGGUGCAGAAUCGGUACAAGAUAAGAAAAGAUGAGACAUUUGGGACGAAGACACCUAGCCCAAAACAGAAAGGAAUGCGGCUUAAGCAUGUAACUUGUGAUUCAGUUGAAGAAGCUUCAGUAACUGCUGCCUAUUUGAUUGCUGAAGCAGAAAAUAAGUCCUUUGUUGCAGCUGAAGCAGUUAAAGAGGCAGAAAGAGUCUCAAAAAUGGCUGAAGAUACAGAUUCACUGCUGCAGUUGGCCAAAGAGAUUUUUGAAACAUGUUCUCAAGGUGAAAUUAUGCUCAUGGCAUAGGAAAUGUGGAUUAACAGUAGAGAUGACCCCUUGAAUUAGAACAUGUACAUAUUGUUGGUAGUGUUUUCUCUUCUUUCUCUUGGGAUGUGACUUGACUAAUUCAUAUGAGAGAUUACUCCCCAGUUAUUUGAAUAUUGUUGCGUCUUGCUAGUGCA